Messenger RNA from Tremella mesenterica DSM 1558, 3529 nucleotides. RefSeq lists its product as uncharacterized. The coding region runs from base 241 to 2889 and encodes 882 amino acids. The transcript is spliced from 3 exons. NCBI's taxonomy places the organism in Eukaryota, Fungi, Basidiomycota, Tremellomycetes, Tremellales, Tremellaceae. Gene Ontology annotation, molecular function: protein binding; metal ion binding. The record is from RefSeq and is a predicted model, not a curated record.
GUCUUCCUUCGCUUCUCGCUGUCGCGCUGCUCCUUCUCGGUCCUCUCCGCCGUCCUUCUCAGGGACCCCUAUCUCAUCUCAAAAGCCGUCUGGCAUCAUUCUCACCUCUGACAACCGUUGGUCGUAGGUUGAACCAUUGUCGGCAUCACACAUUCCACGCCCUCGAAACACAACUAAAAAAAAGGUUGAAAACUUCUUUCCUCCGGAAAAGAGUUUUCUACAUCGUCAUCUGUCGACAACAUGUCAAGUGUAGAAUUAUCCCCUCAAAUAGCUCAGGCUCCCAAUAGAACGGGCGAUAUCAUGCAUAACGAACACAGUGUGAACGGAGUCAAUGGGAUCAGUAAGAUGGAUCAGAUGAAAGAAUUGGAACAGCAAGUGGAACGUGUGUCGUUGAAUGGCGUAGAACCCGUGGCAUCGCACAUCGAGUUGGAUCUUCACAGAGCAUGCGCGGAGGGUAGAUUGGACGAUGUUAGAGUCAUUCUCAGUCGUAGUCUUGACAACCUCGAGGUUCUAGACCUUGCAACCGGGUGCACUCCCAUCGUCCUCGCUAUCAGGUCCAAUCAUCCUGAGAUCGUCCGCGAGCUCUUGUCGGCAGGCGCAAUGGUUCCUCCUCCUGGGCUUACAAACGACCCACUUCUCUUGUCUAUUCUAUACCCCCAGCCAAUGGGGAUGGGCAUGUACGGAAUGCCCUACAUGCCUUCUGAAUACUACCCUCCGUAUUUCGAAGGGCAGAGAUAUCCGUACCCUCCUCAACACCGUAAAGACUCCUCCAUCGAACCUCAGACAACCCCAAAUGGUCCGGCUACUGGUAAUUCUCAUGGAGUUCCGGAAGGAACCGCUCCACCAAACCUCCCACCUGCUGAAGUCGCCAAAACCAUUCCUUGUCGUAACUUUCCCAACUGUAAAUAUGGCACUUCCUGUGUUUUCUUCCACCCUCGCCAACAGCUCACUCCAGCUCCCGGUUACUACCCUGGUCCGCCAAGCUACGCUCCUAAUGGGAUGGGAGGUAUGAGCGGAAUGCACGGUUACGAAUACAUGCCUUAUCCUCAACCAGGUAUGAUGCCUCCUUAUGGUUACACGCCUUUCCACCCGACUCAACCUCAGCGAGCGCCCAAUCAGCCCGCCCUUAGAACACAGAAUGAAAGUCAGAAUCAGAAUCUUGUCCCAGUCCAAAGUCAAAUGAACGAGCAUGGUCAGAAUAUCCAGUCACAGCAUGUACGCUCCCCACAAUCGUCAGAGAUACCCGAAAAUCAAAACAUUGGCCAUACCCCCGAUUAUCAACAACCGUCAUACCCUUCCAUACAACCCACCCAACCACCCGCUUUCUCACCUCACAUCAACGGUGACGUCAACAGUCAACAACCGAACGGACCCAUCGCUAUCCCUGCCAAUGGUCACAAUCCAUCUCUUCAAAAUGCGCAGUAUGGUGGUAUCUCACCCACUGACUCGAUGCUCGCUACGUCUCUACCUGCUAUCCCGCCUCCCGAGACAUUCUUUGCCACUUCCCCGCCUGGUCCUCCGCCUAUGACACAGCAAAACGGCUUUGUACCCAAUGUGGUCGGACCCAGACGACCAAGUUUCAAUCAAGUACCCUUUGGUCGACCGUUCGCCCACGGUAAAAAAUCGUCUUUUUCCGGUUCUCCUGGUCCAAACGGGUCCGCUCCGAGGUCUUGGGUUCCUCGAGCGUCUUUACCGAACGGCACUCCCGGUCAACCUCUGGGCAGCUGGAAAGAUGGAAACCCUCCACCAUGUGCCUUUUUCAACCAAGGCAAAUGCAGGAAUGGAGAAUUUUGCAAGUUUCCUCAUCUUGAUGCCGAAGGGAAUGACUGCCGUCACCCAGAUGUGGUAAGGGGUAUUGUACCACCCAUCGGCGCCUUCGGCCGACCCUCAAGAAACAGCGGUCGAAUGAACGGCUUCCCAAACGGGCCACACGAUUCCAUGCGCGGGCAAUCUCCUUAUCCCAGUCGAUCUCUAGGUCCCCACCUCCCUCACGGUGUCUCCUCACAUCCUUCCCAGCCUUCUCAUGGUGCUGCUGCCCCUUCUGAGCCUAUUCCAACCACCACUCCUGAGACGAUUGUCCAUCCCGCGUCCAAUUCUCCUCCGCCGACUGCAGAGAACCUUGCUCCAGCGGCUCACUCUGCUCUCCCUAUCAAACCCACUCCCGUCCUCGCUGGCCAGAUGGCCCGCUCAAGCUCGCAACCUGGCGUUCACGGGUUCACGCUUCAGGACACACAUCUCGCACCCAUCCCUGCUCUCUACGUCUCAUUUGGUAAUCCUAAUCCUCGUCGGUCUCGUCCUUUCAACCACACCAACGGUCACCAUCAGUCAAACUCCAACAAUGUGACACGCGGUGGUAACCGGUCAUCUUCAGCUGGCGCAGGGGCCAAAUCUCAACGUGUCCCAGGAGCCGACGAGUUUCCCGCUUUGGGUGGACCAGGAUCUAAAGGCGGUUCACCCCAGGAAAGACAAGAGUCAAGGUUUGGAGGGAAGACUGCUGCUCAGGUAUUGAGUGCUCCAGCACCUUACAAACCUGAAGUCAAGGUCGUUCCCGAGGUUGAGACUGGCUCCACGAAAGAAGAAGUGGAGUCGAAUGACAUCAAGGGCUCUGAGAAAACAAAUGGGACAGGCAAAGAGAAUGAAAAUGAGAAAAGGACUAAGAUGGGAAGCGUGAGAAGUGUUAGUAUGGAUUCCAUAACUGAGGCGGAUAAUGACACUGUGGUCAUAUCACACAAACAAUACACUGCGUCUAAGGGAGGAGUGAACUGGGUACACGAAAAAGAGGUCGGAACGGAGAUUAGAAAGACUACAGUGUCUUUCGCUUCGAUCGCCAGUGUCACACCUGUGACGACGGGUCAUGUGGAGGUCGCUCCUGUGGCUCUCAAGGCGUAGAGAUUGAACUGCGUCCUUCAUAUCAUGUUCCUUACUCCGACAUCGAUAAAUUACACCCAAUUCACCCUUAAUCCUUGUACCAGUCACCUUAUCAGCCGAUACUCGCUCUUAAUCCCCUGCCGAUGUCACCUCAAAUACAUCAUCCCGAAUUAUGCGCUGCUCUGUCAGAUCAAUGACAAACGAACUUCACUUCCGACUUUUAUCUACCCAUCAUCUCGUCAGCUCGAAAAGUUCACAAAAAAACGUUGAUGAUCCUUGUCACUCGGCUUCUUUAUAUUGCCCUGUCCGUUCCAUCCAUCACCUUGUCCCUGUAUACUCCUCACUACUGUAUUCCUCUUACUCUUUCAGUCGCCGUCACAUAUAUUCCACCAGCCACUUCUUCACCUCAUCACAUCUAAACUCUUCCUGCUUCCUGUCUAUCUCUCGAUUUCAUGACUCCUGCAUAUUGUCCCUAUCCAUUUUUUCAUCUUUGAGCCUUCUCUCAACCAUCUUGACCUUCACCCCGAUUUGCUCAUACCCCACUCGCGCCACUCGGCUCGCGGCAAACACGCCGAAGACCAUUCGUUAAAUUUCACACAUUCGUCUAUUCGGGUUAUCUUGGAUUGUAAAUUCUGAUGCAUGAUGCAUUUGUGUGACGUUG